Molecule: messenger RNA, 834 nt
Organism: Xiphophorus hellerii (green swordtail)
Lineage: Eukaryota; Metazoa; Chordata; Actinopteri; Cyprinodontiformes; Poeciliidae
Product: tetraspanin-8-like
Exons: 9
Coding region: 39-809 (256 amino acids)
Cellular component (GO): membrane
Source: RefSeq, a predicted model, not a curated record
GGGGGGCGUUUUAAAGCCUGGAAGAGUCACCAGCGAGAAUGCAGAAGAGCUCAGUGGUCGUGGUGGCGGAUAAAACGAGCCUGAAAAGGCCGUUUAUUUUCGCUAACGCUGUACAUAUGGCUUUGUGUUUCUUCAUGUUGAGGAUGACUGUUAUUUGGCAUAGGGACCUCAUACAAACUGGCAAGAUGGUUCCCAGUAUUUCUGUAGCAAUGAUGUAUGUGAUCGAGGUUGGCUGCCUGCUGCUGUCUGUGCUCGGUGUGUUUGGGGCCUGCAAAGGGAAGAGAUGGUGUUUGAUUCUGUACGCAGCCGGGAUGGCGGCGGCCAGUCAAACAAUAAUUAUCCGAACGGCACUGAGUUACCAAGAUGUUUAUGAGAAACGUGUUGUCCGUGAGGAGUCCAAGCUGCUGACCAUGAUGCCGCUCACUGCGCCGAACAAAGCCAACAGGACGUUGCUACAUAAUAUCCAAGAGGAAUUGGAAUGCUGCGGUCUCAUUGAAGGGUACAAGGACUGGGGUGCAUCCAUCCCCGCCUCCUGCAACUGUCACUAUCCAGGAAAAUGUGUUCGACUACGGGGCAGCGCCACCAUCGGGGCACCGAAGAACCAGUAUGUUUAUCGAGAGCCUUGCCUACCGAUUUAUCUCUCUGAAUUGAAGUUGGCCUUCUCCUUGGUGAUGGCUAUACAGUUUGGGAGCGGAGUAUUCUGGAUCAUCCUACUCGCCAUGAGCAUCAAACUGAUGGGACAGAUCAAGAGGAAACAGGAGUUUAUAGCUCUCCUCCAGUCCAACAGAUAUGUUCCCGGUGCUUUCUAGCGCAGCAGUACGUUUUAAAACACAC